AUGUCGUCUAUGACAUUUGGCCAAAAAUCCUUUCAACCUACACCCCCAGAAAAAGGAAGUUUCCCUCUAGAUCAUGAAGGGUUGUGUAAAAAUCUAAUGGUUGCGUAUAUGAAGUGUUUAUAUACCAAUAAAAACGAUAAUUCCGCCUGUCGAAAGGAAGCUAAAGAAUAUUUGGGCUGUCGUAUGGAUAACAAUCUUAUGACCAGAGAAGAUUGGACAAAAUUAGGUUUCUCCAGUGAAGAACACAACGAAGAACAUUAAAUAAGUAUGGUUAAGAUACUGGUUUGUUGUACAGGAAGUGUCGCUGCAAUUAAAUUACCCCAGUUAUUGCGUCAAUUAAAAACUGACAUUGUGGGAACGGAUUCAGUG
Diabrotica virgifera virgifera (western corn rootworm) is the source of this 369-nucleotide messenger RNA. Its product is annotated as cytochrome c oxidase assembly protein COX19. Gene Ontology annotation, cellular component: mitochondrial intermembrane space. The transcript has a single exon. Bases 1 to 261 code for a protein of 86 amino acids. The record is from RefSeq and is a predicted model, not a curated record. Gene Ontology annotation, biological process: mitochondrial respiratory chain complex IV assembly. Lineage: Eukaryota; Metazoa; Arthropoda; Insecta; Coleoptera; Chrysomelidae.